Scomber scombrus (Atlantic mackerel) is the source of this 3484-nucleotide messenger RNA. RefSeq names its product tumor necrosis factor ligand superfamily member 15-like. Gene Ontology annotation, biological process: immune response. Gene Ontology annotation, cellular component: membrane. The record is from RefSeq and is a predicted model, not a curated record. Bases 91 to 864 code for a protein of 257 amino acids. NCBI's taxonomy places the organism in Eukaryota, Metazoa, Chordata, Actinopteri, Scombriformes, Scombridae. Gene Ontology annotation, molecular function: tumor necrosis factor receptor binding. The transcript is spliced from 4 exons.
GUAAUCUAUGAAAGAGGAAGUCCGUGCUUGGGUCUUCACACGCAGGGGAAAUCGAGAGUCUCUUCCAGUCUUACGUGGGCGCACUUAUAAAUGGAGAUGCUGAAAGGGAGCGGACGACCGAUCUACGCGUGCACAACCAAAGACAUGGAAGAAGAUUACUAUGGAGAGGAGGCAAUCUUACCCCGGCAAAACGCUUUAAUUCAACUUCUCCGUCAGAGGGAAUGGCGACUUACGCAGAUGACCUGGUUCUUAGCCGUGGUUCUGGUUGUAGUGGUGUCAGCGGCUGCUCUGCUGGUCGGCCUGCUGCUGGGACAGAGAGCUGAACCUGCGGACAAACAGCUCUUGAAGAAUCCUGAAAGAUAUUCCUUUGACAGCAGCAACGAACAUCCCAAAGAAAUGGAAGACAAUCCAAGCGCCAUGCUCUCAGUUCCUGUUCACAUUGACCCUAAAUUGCCCUACCUUGAUUGGGAUAGUAAAUUAGGAAUUACUGUCCACAUCAGUGGAGGUUUCAACUACUCCAAUGGAAACCUUGUGGUGCCCAGAGAAGGCAAGUACAGAAUUUACCUGCAGAUCACCUACGAGGAUGACUCCGGACGUUGUGUUAGAGAUGAGAUGAUACUCCAAAACUCUGUGUAUGUUUUCAUGGACAGUUACCCGAAAAAAGUACUUCUCCUGUCAUCAUAUGACACAGUGAAGUGCGACAUGAAUACCUGGAGUAAAUCUCUCUAUACAGCGGGCUCGAUUAAACUGGAGGCAAACAGCAAACUAUCAGUGACAUCAUCACACCCUGAAUUUAUUUCUAAAAAUCAUGUUUCAACGUUCUUUGGUGCAGAAUUUCAGACAGUUCAUGUCUCAGUCACCUAAAUCUAAUCAGAUCUUGAGAAGCUAAUAGUAUUUACUCUACUGCAGGUUUGCUUUAUUUUGGUCAAGUUAUAAUAAGCUGCAUAAUUCAUUAAUAACAGCUCACACAGACAGACUGCACCCCAAACAAUGAGCCACAACAAUUAGUCGAUAAAUCGAUUACGUGAUCAACAGAAAAUGAAUAUGAUAUAAGAACUACAGCACCUAGGCAUUGGCUGGGUAUGUACUCAGUUGUUUGCUAAUUGCAACAUGCACCACUUUCAUUGCAAGCUAAGAAUUGGCAUCCCACUAUACGUUGCAGUAAUAGUGGUAGUCUUUUGUCAUGAGUUUCAACCAGGGGCCACAUGCAUGAAACUGUGUGUAGAUUCAUGACUAACCCUGUCUGGAAGUACAAUGGCAGAAAUAUGCACGCCCGUUUUUUCUAAGCGUGCCUCUGUUACUUUAAUCCCAAUCAUUGUGGAAAUAGGCACCCGUGCAUGAACUUCAUUACAACUCCCACACUAUGCCGUAAACCAAUGCCCUGACACGCCCUGGGUGAGCUGUUUUCAUAUCAGUUUAUCACCUGCUCCUCCAGUCUGUAACCAAGUCUACACAAUAAACAGGAAAGAAGAUAGGCAGUCCACAGAUUGUGUUGCACCACUGAGAUUCUCCAACAACCAGUUGCUGUGUGGCUCUUUAUAGCCUCCAACACAUGGACCUGUAAACCAUCAGCAGUCAUAGCUCUCAUAUCUACACCACCUGUACAAGGUGUGAUAGGCCUGUUAACAGCAAAAUAAAAUGUUGACAUUUCCCAUGUAAAUGAAAUAAGGGAUCAAAUAAUCAGUAUUACGUUUGCAAAUGCACUUUUGAAUAUUAAUAUGUGUAUAUGCAUCUGGCCCCAGGUCUCCCAUAGGAUAAUACAUUUGGUAGCUGCAAUGAAAAUUAUAAUCUUUAUUUGGCCAACCCACGAUCAAUAUUAUUAUUAUUAUUAUUAUUAUUAUUAUUUACACAGUUGUAACCAGGUCAUGUAUUUUUAUGAGCUUUAUUGGUAAUGGUAACCAGGUAACCCUGUGGAAUAACCUUCACUAAGAUCAUAAAUGAGGAAACAAACUAACUAUGAUAAAAGCAUAGGCCUGCGAAAAUAAGAGUGGGACCGAUUCCACAAGACAGGAUGAUAAGGUGGGAAUCUGACAGUAGCUUUAGGGAGUUUUGCAUUAUUCAAAUCAAAGGUCUAAGUUUAGCGGAUGUUGUAUUCCUGUACAGAUUGUAAAGCACUGUGGCUAGUAACAUAGCUGGUCAUAUAUAGUGACUAAGGAAUUUGUGAAUGAAAGCAACUUUUUGCAGUUUGGAAAAACAGAAGUCAGGGGGGGAAAAAGGAAAUAGCAGAAUAUCAACUGAAGACUUCUACAUUUUGUUUUCCAUGAAGUUGUAGAAUAUUAACAGUCAUGAUUUUGUGGUUUAACACUAUCAUUUGUAUAAACAGAGGUCUGGUGGUGUUGUUUUCUUACUGUUGUGCCAUGUAAAUUGCAACUAACAUGCAUGUUCAAUCUCAGUGUUGUCUAUAUUGUGGGUCAACACAUUGUAGUACAAGGCUGAAUCACUCUGUGUUAUUGUUUGCACAUGCCUUCCUAGAUGUUGCCGUAGCCAACUUGGCUUUGCUAAGGAUGUUUACUAAGUUAAGCAAAGGGAACGGAAUUCAUUACUGGAAGGCUGUCACACAUUAACCCAGCCAAUGUCCACACGGUCUGCUAUGACCACAUUCUGUAUUUUAUGUUUUUAUAGUUCAUGAAAUGAAAAUGAAAAUGCUACUAACACCACUGCCUCACCAGUUGUACUGUGUAUAUGCUUUAGAUGCUGUAUAAUCACAUUUAAAAUAACUCUGCGCCCAUGUGCACACAUACACACACGCACACACAGUGUCUAAUACAGGUAUUUGUACUUUCAUUGAUAUUAUAGGACACCUGUUGUGAAACGUGCCUAUUAAACAGAAUGUUGGAGAAAUGUAUACACUUGUACUGUACCUCUCAGUUCUGUCUUUAUGGGAUGACUUAGAGUCAGAAGCAGCUGUGAACCUGCCUCCAUGCGUUUGAGGAAAGUAAGAAUGUUGUACUGUAUAUCCGAUGGAGGGAAUAAAAGCAUGAAUAAAUGUUUCUGUAUUGCUUAAAGAUUACAGUGUUCUAAUCUUGGAAAUAUAUAUGUCGAGUUGAAACAUGAUUGUACCAAGUUCACAUUCAGGUUCUUUAGCAAUGCUCUUAAUAUUUGGGAUAAAGCGAGCCUAGCAGUGGCUGGACCUGAUUAUGGAGGUACUCAGAGCUGGUGUUCAGCACUUCUCAUGGGUUGGGAAAAUAUAUUCAAUUUGACUUUUUUUCACCAUGGGGCUCAAUGUAAGCUAAUGGGAUGGGAUAAUAUAUUCUGUAACAAGGUGCAAGGUGCUGUUGUGCAAGUAUGCUUGUAUAUUUAACAAGAUGUUUUUUAAUUUAAUUAUUUAAUGAAUUGCUUGCUGGACACUUUACUCUGGAUUGAUGCUAUGCAAAUUGACUUUCUUACUUUAAAAGAAACAAUCAUAUCAAUUGUGAAUUUUUAUAUUUGUAUAUGUGUUUGUUGUGCAUAAAGUCUCUAAAGGAAAUGUUAAUAAAUAAAUCUA